Messenger RNA from Neurospora hispaniola, 183 nucleotides. RefSeq lists its product as uncharacterized. The transcript has a single exon. NCBI's taxonomy places the organism in Eukaryota, Fungi, Ascomycota, Sordariomycetes, Sordariales, Sordariaceae. The record is from RefSeq and is a predicted model, not a curated record. The annotation marks the transcript as partial.
ACAUGUGCUUUAAACAAGGACAAAGGCGAAUUUGAAGUGAAACGGCAGACGUUGACCGACGAGGAGAUCUCCGACGGUAUAACAAGAGAAUCUGACGAUGAUGAUGGUGUGUUGCACGAAGAUGCGGUGGAGAUCAGGAACACCAGCGAGCUUUUACACAAAGGGACGAUGAGGCAGGUGUAG